CAAGUAGUUUCUCAUGAGCAGCAAUAAUGCGUUUUUGUUUCGAACCAAUCAAUUCACUUGUGCCCCAAAAAGAGAAGAACGCGACAGUUUCACAUUUAAAAAACCUCAACCUGUCAAAUGACAUUGAUAGUGAGAGAAGACUGCAUGAAUAGAAAAAACUCUCACACAAACAACAGAAAUAAGCGUCCAACUUGGUUUUCUCCUCUUUCACUUGUUCAUAUCAUCUUCUAUACACCAUGUCCAACUACACAGUCUUGUCUGCACGAAUAUUACACGACGAACUCAAGCAACAGCAGGAGCAACAUGACGAACAACAGCAACAAGUGCUACCUCGUCCCACUGCUGCUGCUGCUGCUGCUGCUACUACUACUAAAGACCGUAGUCAGCAUCAGUCUGAACAGAACUCUGGCGGCUUUACGCAUCAUUCUGAAUACUGUGUCUAUAUGUAUAGGUCGAGGGUCCGGAGUAGGAUGUGAUUGUGGUCGUGUAUGUCAUUGUGCCGAUGUGCGCAAGACAACAUGCCACUGUGGCCACGGAUGCUAUAACUCUUGGGAUCGAUGUAUGCUUGGCUGAUAUAGCCAGUAGUAGUAAUCAUUUCCUCCAUAAAAAAAACCCCCCACCACGAUAUCUCUUUGUUUUUCUGGUUGACAGUUGACACACAAAGAAAGUAAAAAAAAGGCAUAUUUUUUUUAUUAUCUUUUUUUUCAUUUUAUAUUUGAAAAAGAGAGAGAACAAAAAAGUCCUGGUCCUUUUACUUUCGCUGCUUGAGAGCAAGGAAGUCAGUGUGCUCUUGGAAGGGAGCCUUGGUGAACUCAGUCUCUUCCCACAGAUCUAUAGAUUUCUUGUCAGUCCCCUUUUUCCCAUUCUCAU
Messenger RNA from Zychaea mexicana, 870 nucleotides. RefSeq lists its product as uncharacterized. The coding region runs from base 118 to 573 and encodes 151 amino acids. The record is from RefSeq and is a predicted model, not a curated record. The transcript is spliced from 2 exons. NCBI's taxonomy places the organism in Eukaryota, Fungi, Mucoromycota, Mucoromycetes, Mucorales, Lichtheimiaceae.